AUGACGUUGCACGCUCUGGCGGCGCUGGCGCUGCUCCCGACGCUCGCCGACCUGGCGGGCGCGCUGUCCGUGAGGGAGGCGGGUCUCGCGCUGCCGCCCGAGGCCGAGCCCACAGAUCAGGCCAAGCACGUCCGGCCCGUGCAGGGGACCACGUAUGAGAGGAAGACGAAGGGCUUGAGUAGCGAGGCGCAGCAGGCAUACCUUGAGACCGUGCGGCUGUUGGACGGAGCCGCCAGCAUGAGCCAUUCCAGGCACAUCCUGCAGUUUGUGAUGUCGCUCCCGGGGGCUCCGACGCUGCCCAGCGGCGGCUGCUUGUACCUCCCAAAUGACGCGGCCUGGUCGCUGUUCUACCAGCUCACGUGGAGCACCCGUACCCCCCCCUCUUCAUCGAGAUGA
Molecule: messenger RNA, 396 nt
Organism: Prorocentrum cordatum
Lineage: Eukaryota; Dinophyceae; Prorocentrales; Prorocentraceae
Source: the annotation of a GenBank genome assembly